This is a messenger RNA of Misgurnus anguillicaudatus (oriental weatherfish), 5084 nucleotides long. RefSeq names its product rhotekin a (gene rtkna). The record is from RefSeq and is a predicted model, not a curated record. Lineage: Eukaryota; Metazoa; Chordata; Actinopteri; Cypriniformes; Cobitidae. Gene Ontology annotation, biological process: actomyosin contractile ring assembly; signal transduction; septin ring organization. Gene Ontology annotation, cellular component: actomyosin contractile ring.
GUGAAUGGUAAAUGAGCCGCUGAUGUGAAGGCACUACAGAGUCAAGCCACUCGCGAUGUGGGAAGGUCCUGACAGAGUACACACACUCACAUCAGCACAGAGGGACACAAAGAAGGAAGCUGCAUGUAAAUAACCCAUUAUACUCACGCGCUAAAGAGAAGCUGAUUUGUGGGGGUUUAAAAGUCUUUCCUGUAAAGUAGAGAGAGCGUUUAUUUACUACCGCGAGUCGCUAUUGUUGUUAAAGUCAGACGUAAAGAGCACGCGCGUUCGCGACAGCUGGAAGAGUUUGAGGAGCGACUGGAAAGCGCGUGUCGGGUUGUGAUUUUUGGAGAUCGUUUAAUAUCGUCUGCCUUUCCUUAUCGCAUUUUUUGUUUUGCUUUGGAAAGUUAUAUUUUUAUUCUUGGAUGAUUGGUGCCUUCUGUAUCUUUUUUUCUGUGGACACGCGACAUGUGAAAGCCGAUUUGUUUAGCUCUGGAUCAUUUGAUUCAUGUACUUGCAGUCGUCCCAUAAUGUUUUUCAAAUCACUGGACAGAUUAAUGGUUUGAAGGGGAGGAGGAAGUGCAGUGGGAGACUGAACUUUAAAUCCGAAGCUGAUAUCUCUCCUGAAUGAUGCCCAUAGACAGACUCGCAGACAUGGAGGAGAAACUUCGCAUUUUGGAGGACUUAAAUAUGAUAUACAUUCGUCAGAUUGCCCUGAGUUUAAAGGACAGUGACAUCCAGAAGAAGAUCGACUAUGAGAUCCGUAUGCGAGAAGGGGCGUGUAAGCUGCUGGCCGCGUGCUCUCAGAGGGAUCAAGCGUUGGAGGCUUCCAAGAGCCUCCUUACCUGCAACGCUCGCAUCAUGGCUUACAUGUCAGAGCUCCAGCGCAUGAAAGAGGCUCAGGUCAUGCAACGGGUCGCACGCAGGUCUUCCGAUGCAGGCCCAAUGGAUGACCGAUCCCCUUGUAAAGGCAAAGUAGCCAUUUCAGAUAUUCGGAUACCUCUCAUGUGGAAAGACACAGAGUAUUUUAAGAAUAAAGGAGAGCUGCAUCGGUGUGCUGUCUUCUGUCUGCUGCAGUUGGGAGGUGAGAUCUUUGACACAGACAUGGUGAUGGUGGACAGGACCCUGACAGACAUCUGCUUUGACAACACAAUUGUCUUUAAUGAGGCAAGCCCCGGGUUCGAGCUGCGGGUGGAGCUGUACAGCUGUUGUUCUGAAGAAGACUACUCGGCGGGCAGCACGCCACGAAAGCUGGCCAGCAAACUGAGCUCGUCCCUGGGAAGGUCAUCGGGAAAGAAAUUGAGGGCAGCCAUGGAACCUGGAACCUGCAGCCCCACCAGCAAUGGAGGAGGGGCGACAAUACUGCUACCGGUUCCCUCUGUACCGGGACCUAAAUAUCACCUUUUGGCUCACACAACCCUCAGUCUCUCUCAUGUCCAAGACAGCUUCCGUACACACGACCUCACCAUCACAGGAAACGAGGAGUGUUCAUACUGGUUGCCUCUUUAUGGCAGUGUAUGUUGUCGUCUGGCUGCUCAACCGCACUGUAUGACACAACAGAUGAUGAGUGGCUGUUUAAGAGUCAAGCUGGGAGGUGAACCACAAGGAUGGACGAAUGUCUAUGGUGUUUUAAAAGGGACAAAUCUCUUCUGUUAUCAUCAAAAAGAGGACAUGGAGGCUAAUGUGGAGCCUGUAUUGACUAUUGGUAUUAAUAAAGAGACGAGGAUCCGAGCAGCAGAGAAAGACCCUCACAGUAAGACCCAGAAUAUCUGUAUCACAAACCAGUAUGGAGGAGAGGAGGUCAUGCAUACACUAGGGGCGGACAACAGAGAAGACACACAGCGCUGGAUGGAGGCAUUCUGGCAACAGUUUUAUGAUAUGAGUCAAUGGAGGCAGUGCUGUGACGAACUGAUGAAGAUUGAGCAGCCUUCACCACGGAAACCUGCCAUAGUCACACCAAAACAGGGCUCCCUGUAUCAUGAGAUGGUUAUUGACACGUCUGACGACAUCGGAACAGUCACCGACAUCCUGACCCGUCGUAUCGACGAGUUUGACCUGAGGACCCAGCUUGGAUCUCCACCUCACUGGAUGUCCAUGUUUGAAGAAGAGACCCCAAGAACCCCUCCCAAUCAUCAGCACCGCCUUGUCGCUCACCUGCCCCCCCAAUCGCCCAGCCCCCGCCUGCACAGCCGUCAGCCCCGCAGCCCACGCUGCCACCGUACGCCCGGCCUUCUCUCCUCCAACGCCAGUCUGACCUCAGACGGCGACAGCUCUGCCAGUAUCAGCCCCUGCUUUCGGCAGGCGUGGUCCCCCGAUCCUCCUUUCAGUCGUUUUCGUCCACGUACCCUGUCCCUGGACGCCAAGCUCUCCACUCUUCGCGGUCGAGGCUACGGGGGCUUCCGGUGCACCUGCCAGCCGUCCGCCACUGGGGUGGUGCCCGCUCAGACUGCUCUGUCCUGCUCCAGUUCAACUUCCAGCAACAGCUCCAGCGAAGGAAGCAACAGCCAAGAGUCCGACCUGGGCUUCUCCAGGCCGUCCGCUGCACGCCGUAGCCUGAGGAAUCUGAGAGCCAAGUUAGACCCCAGGAACUGGCUGCAGAGUCAGGUGUAGCUCGCACGCUUCCUCUAAUUUGAGCUGGCCCCUGUGUCCACCCUGGAAAUAACUGGAACUUCUUGAGGUCAUGUAUGCUUGAUGACGGUAUUUGACAAUAGGGAGAAUCAUGUUACAUUGUUCAUAGCAGUUUUCUGCUUUAUUUCAACAACAUGGGAAUCAGAUCUAUUUAUAUAUUACACUACUAUAUUGUAUUAACGUGAAAUGUCCUUUACUGUACAUGUGCAAGGCUUACAGUGAACAGAAUAUUGGUGCAGUGGAUUCAGACUGGAUUCAUUUCCCAGUGUUGUCUGCUCUGUGGCUCCAAAAAGGUGAAUAAUCUGCUGACGUCCUCGAUAUUCAUCAUCGCUCGCUUGCAAAUUUUUCAGCAGCUGCUUUUAAGGGAAGCGUGUUAUUAAUAUUUAAAUAAACCUAAACAGAGUGAAACGCUGACAACUUUGUUUGUUAUUGAAUGCGACAUACAAACCUGCAUGAAUGAGAUCUUUUAGCAGAUGGUCAUUAUCAGGCUCGCACAACGAUACACAUGUGCUACUCUUUGGAUGUUUGCCAUGUGAUGAUGAACAUUCACACCAUCUGACGCUGACAUAGCUGUCUGUUAUUCUGCUCAUUGCAUGGUUUCGAUGUAUAUGCGAAGGUGCAGAUCCCAAUACUCUUUAUUCAGGUUUGAUAAUAACAUGGGAAAAUGUGAUUGUUUAUUACCCGUUACUGUGAUGACCUCAGGAUUACUGUACAUAAGUGAUUAUACUCAGCAAAUGUGAACCAUAUUGUGAAGGUCUCAACUAAAAUAUCACCAUUACGUACCAUAUAAAUACAUGGUUCCUGGGACUUGAUGGUGCUUCGUUUUGAUCCACUGCAUUAAAGCUUUCUGAUUGAUUCACUACUAUACUAAGCUACAACAGUUCAAAGUCAAGCGGUACAUGCGUUAUUUCUUGUGGCUUCCUGAUUGGUCAGUUUUGUCAAGCGUUAAAGUACGUGUGGGAAGUGUAUCAGUGUAAAGUCAGUCAGAGUGUAAAGGGAUCAAUGUUUAAAGAAAAACACCACCGUUUUUCUAUAUUUUACUAUGUUCUUACCUCAACUUAGACGAAUUAAUACAUCCCUAUCUUUUAUCAAUGUGUGCACUUAAUCUUUGUACAGCGCGUCGUGAAUGUGUUAGCAUUUAGCCUAGCCCCAUUCAUUCCUUAGGAUCCAAACAGGGAUGAAUUUAGAAGCCAUUAAACACUUCCAUGUUUUUCCUAUUUAAAGACAGUUACAUGAGUAGUUACACGAGUAAGUAUGGUGGCACAAAAUAAAACGUGGCAAUUUUUUAAGUAGCUAAAAAAGAUAUAUUGUAACAUUGCAACUAUAUUGUAACAUCCUCACUCCUGACUAUUCCUCCUCUCGCUUAAACUUCGUCAAUAUUACUGUGCGCCGAGGUCGAAGUGCUGCAAACUAAGUGCUCUUCCACCAUACAAUAUAGUUUUCAUUUUUUAUCUGUUAAAAAAUCUUUGUACUUUUAAUCUUUGUACAGCGCUUCUUGAAUGUCUUAGCAUUUAGCCUAGCCCCAUUUAUUCCUAUGGCUCCAAAUAAAAGUUUUAUUUUGUGCCACCAUACUUACUCGUGUAACUACUCAUGUCUUUAAAUAUGGAAAACAUGGAAGUGUUUGGUGGCUUCUAAAUUCAUCCCUGUUUGGAUCCUAAGAAAUGAAUGGGGCUAGGCUAAAUGCUAACACAUUCACGACGCGCUGUACAAAGAUUAAGUGCACCCAUUGAAAACAGAGUAUGAAUGUAUUAAUUUGUCUAAGUUGAGGAAAGAACAUAAUAAAAUAUUGAAAAUGGUGGUGUUUUCCUUUAAAAGUAUUAGCCUUAUAAACAGUAAUGAACGUCAGAUAACUAUUAUCAUGAUUUUAAAAUAACCUCAGGGGUGGAGUUGAUCUUGUCCUAACAAAAAUAUUGUUACAUUACUGUAAUACAGAAAUAACAUGAAUGAUACUGACAAUGUAUAUAAUACAUAUUAUAUUUGGUCCAUGAAGGCUGUUUGUUUUCUUUAUAUAACUUCAUAAAGUGUAUUAUAAAUGUCUAAAAGGUGGAAGUAUAGAAAUAGGGAUCAGACUAAACUUCCCUCUAAAAUUCGGAAGUAGUAAAAAAAUGUUUGUCGUAGACAUGACACACUAUAAAAUAAACAGCGCUCAACCAGUCAAAUGCCACUGACCUGUAUUUAAAAACCUGUAAAUUCAUUCAAACACUAUUUGUUAUUGUAAAGUUUUGUAAUUUUCAUUUUGUGCUUUUAUUAAAGUUGUAUUUUACCAUAUUCAUAUUUGUUAUAAAUCAAAUAAUAUCAAUAUAUUCUAUCAGACGAGUUAAGCUCUAGAUUAUCAUUGUAGAUAACAUUGAAUGUUAACAUGGAGAGAAGCGUCAUUUCAGCAGGCUGUCUGCAUGCACAUUUUGAGAAAAAAAACUAUUAAGUGUAUAAUAACAAUAUGUUGUAAAGAAUUGCAUAAAUUAAAAGGAAAAGCAAGA